This is a messenger RNA of Tarenaya hassleriana, 1152 nucleotides long. RefSeq names its product heme oxygenase 1, chloroplastic-like. Gene Ontology annotation, biological process: phytochromobilin biosynthetic process; heme oxidation. The transcript has 5 exons. Gene Ontology annotation, molecular function: heme oxygenase (decyclizing) activity. Bases 78 to 920 code for a protein of 280 amino acids. Lineage: Eukaryota; Viridiplantae; Streptophyta; Magnoliopsida; Brassicales; Cleomaceae. The record is from RefSeq and is a predicted model, not a curated record.
UCUCUCUCCUGUUCCCUGCACGUUACUUCAUUUCGUGCUCCCUUCGACAACCAUAGUUUAAUCUUCGGGGAUCAACAAUGGCUUCUUUAACUCCGAUAAAUCGAUCCAUCUCCAUUUUCAAGAAUCCCCAACUCGCAAAACCUGUUAUUUCCCUAUCCUCAACAUUCUCGCCGACGAACCCACUUCUUCUUCGCGCUAAAAUCGAGAAUCUGAGGAUGCCCAUGAACGGAGCAGCUCCUGCGGCGGUGGUGGUGGCGACGAAAUCGGCGGAGAAGCAGAAAAAGAGGUAUUCCGGCGAAUCAAAAGGGUUUGUGGAGGAGAUGAAGUUCGUGGCGAUGAGGCUUCACACGAAGGAGCAAGCGAAGGAAGGAGAGAAGGAGACGAAAUCGCCGGAGGAGAGACCGGUGGCGAAGUGGGAACCCACCAUUGAUGGGUACUUGAGGUUUCUUGUGGAUAGUAAGCUGGUUUACGAUACGCUUGAAGGGAUCAUCGACAAAGCCGCUUUCCCAAGUUAUGCCGAGUUCAAGAACACGGGAUUAGAAAGGUCGGGGAAACUGGCAAAGGAUUUGGAGUGGUUCAAAGAGCAAGGGUACAAGAUUCCCGGGCCAUCUGCUCCUGGUAUAACCUAUGCCGAGUAUUUGAAGGAUUUGGCCGAGAAAGAUCCUCAAGCAUUCAUCUGCCACUUCUAUAACAUCUACUUUGCUCACAGCGCGGGUGGCCGGAUGAUCGGGAGAAAAGUAGCGGAAAAGAUCCUCGAUGACAAGGAACUCGAGUUCUACAAAUGGGACGGCGAUCUUUCCCAACUUCUGCAGAAUGUGAGGGAGAAACUGAACAGAGUCGCCGAGGGAUGGACGAGAGAAGAGAAGAACCAUUGCUUGGAAGAAACGGAGAAGUCGUUUAAGCAUUCUGGCCCAGACUAAUUCCGACCUACACGCACGAUCCUGCAACACACGUGGGAUGUGAAACAUCCGAAGAUGGCAGGAGGGGAAUCUCUAUACUCUGAGUGUUGAAGUCACGAUCUCAUUUACAGGAAGGAGCUCUCAAAGGAUUCCCCAUUUUAAGUUGUUUUAUAUUAUUGUGUAGAUUGUUAUUUUUAUUUGUUUUCACAAAUGAUAUAUCCAAUAGUGUGCGAUGACUUGUUUUGCUCGAGAA